Messenger RNA from Thecamonas trahens ATCC 50062, 1293 nucleotides. RefSeq lists its product as uncharacterized. Gene Ontology annotation, cellular component: preribosome, large subunit precursor. The transcript has a single exon. Gene Ontology annotation, molecular function: protein binding. The coding region runs from base 1 to 1293 and encodes 430 amino acids. The record is from RefSeq and is a predicted model, not a curated record. Lineage: Eukaryota; Apusomonadida; Apusomonadidae.
AUGAUAGACCGGUUUCCUGACGAGCUAAGGCUGUACAUCUGCGAGUUUCUGCCGACUCGUGACCUCCUUGCCCUCUCCUGCGCCUCGCGCGACUGGCGCCGGCUCGCUACCGACUCGCUACUGUGGCGACGACGGUACGCCUGCGAGCUUGCGCCGCUGAUGGGCGACGGAUGCGUGACGAGUGGCGGCUCUGAUGGGCGUGACGAGGACAGCGACUCUCGCGAGAGCGAGUGGUUUGUUCGGUACGGGCUUACCAUGCGGGUGCUGAGCCGGCUGGCGCGUCCGGACGCCGCCGCAUCCAUGGAGCGAGUGGCGCUGGCUGACGAUGUCCACGCCCGCUGCCUGGCCCAUCACGCGGCAAUGGACGUACUGCUCGCCGGAUGCAAGCGCGGCGUGCUCCUCACCACACCGCUAAGUAAUCGGAGCAGUACCCGUGGCGACCGUGGGCGGCGCUCGCCAGUCGAGCUCGUCCCGACCGCAGUCCAGGUUGCCGACCGCGACGCCGUCAACUCGAUGUGUCUCCUGCCGGGCGCGCCGAGUCUGGUGGCGCUCGGCCUCGGUCGCCAGCUGGGCGGCUCACUAGUGUUUGAUCUGGAGACUGCGUCGCCGGUGGCGACUCUGACCGGCCAUGCCGACUCGGUCUUUGCGCUCGCGGCGUGUGCGCAGCGGCCAUGGGUCGUGUCGGGCGGUGGGCAGGACGACAACUCGGCGCUGGUGUUUGACGUCAACUCGCCCGACGCCGCUCUGCGGACGCUUCCGCAUCGCGGCUCGGUCCGCGCACUGGCCUUUGAUCCGGCGGCACCAUCGGUCCUCUACUCGGGCUCGCUCGACAAGUACGUGCGGUGCUGGGACCUGCGCGCACCAGCGCGCGAGCCUGCGCUCGAGCUGGCCCUCGCCGCAGGCGUCCACGCACUCGAGCUGCCGAUUCUCUCGUCGAGCGGCGAUGGUCAAACGCUGGUUGUUUCGGUCGGCCGUCCGCACAAUGCCGUGUACGCCAUCGACACGCGGGCGCCGCACGCCGGGCCGACGGUCAACGCGCGGUACCACAGCUCGGCGGUCUCAUCGCUGGCGGGCAACGCGUUCAGCCUUGCAAGCGUCUCGUACGACGGAACGGUGGCGGCUGUGCCGAUGGCGAGCUGGCUGGCGGGCGAGGUGACCACGCCGACUGCGACGUACGGCAUUCCCAAGACGGCCAAGGGCAGGGUGGCCCGCGGCGAAGACGUGCUCGCGCUCACCGCCCGCAACGUGGCGCUGGCCACGGCGUCGUCGGCCGGCCUGCAUGUCUGGGUCUGA